This is a messenger RNA of Mus pahari (shrew mouse), 7422 nucleotides long. It is a transcript of the gene Kcnh7, whose product is annotated as potassium voltage-gated channel subfamily H member 7. Gene Ontology annotation, biological process: potassium ion transmembrane transport; membrane repolarization during action potential. The record is from RefSeq and is a predicted model, not a curated record. The transcript has 17 exons. Bases 237 to 3848 code for a protein of 1203 amino acids. Gene Ontology annotation, cellular component: membrane. Lineage: Eukaryota; Metazoa; Chordata; Mammalia; Rodentia; Muridae. Gene Ontology annotation, molecular function: inward rectifier potassium channel activity.
CAAGCCUCUCACUCGACGCAGGCCGGUGCGAGGCCCCCUCCGGAAGGUGAGCGGGAUGGAUUGGACUUCGGCAGAGAACGCGGGUGUCUCGAAGUGGUGCUAAUGGGAAGCGAUUUCUGCUCCCCAAAGAAGAUGCGCUGCCACAAAGAGCGGCUUGCGCGCCGGCCUGGGCUCUAGCCCGGGAGACAUCCCGGGAGAACUCCGAGCUCGGAGCGCUCGGCGAAGACCCGGGCAACAUGCCUGUUCGCAGGGGGCAUGUGGCACCGCAAAACACCUUCCUGGGGACCAUCAUACGGAAAUUUGAAGGGCAGAAUAAAAAAUUUAUCAUUGCAAAUGCCAGAGUGCAGAACUGUGCCAUCAUCUACUGCAAUGAUGGCUUCUGUGAGAUGACGGGUUUCUCCAGGCCAGAUGUCAUGCAGAAGCCGUGUACCUGUGACUUUCUCCAUGGGCCUGAGACCAAGAGACAUGAUAUUGCCCAGAUUGCCCAAGCGCUGCUGGGGUCAGAGGAGAGGAAAGUGGAGGUUACCUACUAUCACAAGAAUGGUUCCACUUUUAUUUGUAACACACACAUAAUCCCAGUAAAGAACCAAGAGGGUGUGGCUAUGAUGUUCAUCAUUAAUUUUGAGUAUGUAACAGAUGAAGACAAUGCUGCCACUCCAGAGAGAGUCAACCCGAUAUUACCAGUCAAAACUGUAAACCGAAAACUUUUUGGGUUCAAAUUUCCUGGUCUGAGAGUUCUAACAUACAGAAAACAGUCCUUGCCCCAGGAAGAUCCGGAUGUGGUAGUCAUUGAUUCUUCUAAACACAGCGAUGACUCUGUGGCCAUGAAGCACUUUAAGUCUCCCACGAAAGAAAGUUGCAGUCCCUCUGAAGCAGAUGAUACGAAAGCCUUGAUACAGCCUAGCCAGUGUUCUCCCUUAGUGAACAUAUCAGGACCUCUGGACCAUUCCUCUCCCAAAAGACAAUGGGACCGCCUCUACCCUGACAUGCUGCAGUCAAGUUCCCAACUAACACACUCCAGGUCAAGGGAGAGCCUCUGUAGCAUACGGAGGGCAUCUUCAGUUCAUGAUAUAGAAGGGUUCAGCGUCCACCCCAAGAACAUAUUUAGAGAUCGACAUGCCAGUGAAGACAAUGGUCGAAAUGUCAAAGUUUCACGUUCCUGGAUGGCAGGGGGACCUUUUAAUCAUAUCAAGUCAAGCCUGCUGGGAUCCACGUCAGACUCAAACCUCAAUAAGUACAGUACCAUUAACAAGAUCCCGCAACUCACUCUGAAUUUCUCAGAAGUCAAAACGGAAAAAAAGAAUACAUCCCCUCCUUCUUCAGACAAAACUAUUAUUGCACCCAAGGUUAAAGAAAGGACACACAAUGUGACCGAGAAAGUGACCCAGGUUCUUUCUUUGGGAGCAGAUGUCUUGCCAGAAUAUAAGCUGCAGACGCCACGCAUCAACAAAUUUACAAUAUUGCACUACAGCCCUUUCAAAGCAGUCUGGGAUUGGCUCAUUUUACUCUUGGUCAUUUAUACUGCUAUAUUCACCCCCUACUCUGCAGCCUUUCUCCUCAAUGACAGAGAGGAGCAGAAAAGGCGCGAAUGUGGCUAUUCUUGUAGCCCUUUGAAUGUGGUAGACUUGAUUGUGGAUAUUAUGUUCAUUAUAGACAUUCUAAUAAACUUCAGAACAACCUAUGUAAAUCAGAAUGAAGAAGUGGUAAGUGAUCCUGCUAAAAUAGCAAUACACUACUUCAAAGGCUGGUUCCUGAUUGACAUGGUUGCAGCCAUCCCUUUUGACUUGCUGAUUUUUGGAUCAGGUUCUGAUGAGACAACGACACUAAUUGGACUUUUGAAGACUGCACGUCUCCUGCGUCUUGUGCGCGUAGCCAGGAAACUGGACCGAUACUCAGAAUAUGGUGCCGCCGUUCUAAUGCUCUUGAUGUGCAUAUUUGCCCUGAUUGCCCACUGGCUGGCUUGCAUCUGGUAUGCGAUUGGGAAUGUAGAGAGGCCCUAUCUGACUGACAAAAUUGGAUGGUUGGAUUCCUUAGGAACACAAAUUGGGAAACGUUACAAUGACAGUGACUCAAGUUCUGGACCGUCCAUUAAAGACAAAUACGUCACGGCACUUUAUUUUACCUUCAGCAGUCUAACCAGUGUAGGAUUUGGAAAUGUGUCUCCUAACACCAAUUCGGAGAAAAUCUUUUCCAUUUGUGUCAUGUUGAUUGGCUCUCUAAUGUAUGCGAGCAUUUUUGGGAAUGUUUCUGCAAUUAUUCAAAGACUGUACUCGGGAACUGCCAGGUACCACAUGCAGAUGCUGAGAGUGAAAGAGUUCAUUCGCUUCCACCAAAUCCCCAACCCUUUGAGGCAACGGCUUGAGGAGUAUUUCCAGCAUGCAUGGACUUACACUAACGGCAUAGACAUGAACAUGGUCUUAAAGGGAUUUCCAGAAUGUUUACAAGCUGACAUUUGCCUGCAUCUAAACCAGACUUUGCUACAAAACUGCAAAGCCUUUCGAGGAGCAAGUAAAGGCUGCCUUAGAGCUCUGGCAAUGAAGUUCAAAACCACCCACGCCCCUCCGGGAGACACCCUGGUUCACUGUGGGGAUGUCCUAACUGCACUGUAUUUCUUAUCCAGAGGCUCCAUUGAAAUCCUCAAGGAUGAUAUAGUGGUAGCUAUUCUUGGAAAAAAUGAUAUCUUUGGGGAAAUGGUUCAUCUUUAUGCCAAACCUGGCAAGUCUAAUGCAGAUGUGAGAGCACUUACAUACUGCGACCUGCAUAAGAUUCAGCGAGAAGACUUAUUAGAGGUCUUGGAUAUGUAUCCAGAGUUUUCUGAUCACUUUCUGACGAAUCUAGAACUGACUUUCAAUCUGAGACAUGAAAGUGCCAAGUCCCAAUCUGUAAAUGAUUCUGAAGGGGACACCGGUAAACUUCGAAGAAGGAGAUUGUCCUUUGAAAGUGAAGGCGAAAAAGAUUUUAGCAAAGAAAACAGUGCAAAUGACCCUGACGAUUCUAUAGAUACAAUAAGACGUUACCAGAGUUCCAAGAAGCACUUCGAAGAGAGGAAAAGCAGAUCAUCAUCGUUCAUCUCCUCCAUUGAUGACGAGCAAAAGCCACUCUUCUUGGGAACAGUGGAUUCUACUCCGAGAAUGGUGAAAGCCACCAGACUCCAUGGUGAAGAAACAAUGCCACACUCAGGAAGAAUUCACACAGAAAAAAGGAGUCACUCCUGCAGAGAUAUCACUGAUACACACAGCUGGGAAAGAGAGCCUGCCCGAGCUCAACCUGAAGAAUGUAGUCCCUCAGGACUUCAGAGAGCUGCCUGGGGUGUCUCUGAGACUGAGAGCGACCUCACCUAUGGGGAAGUGGAGCAAAGGUUAGAUUUACUUCAAGAGCAACUUAACAGACUUGAAUCCCAAAUGACAACAGACAUCCAGGCCAUCUUGCAGCUCCUGCAGAAACAAGCCACGGUAGUCCCUCCAGCCUACAGCAUGGUGACUGCAGGAGCAGAGUACCAGAGGCCCAUCCUCCGUCUGUUGAGAACCAGUCACCCCAGAGCAUCCAUUAAGACUGACCGGAGUUUCAGCCCCUCCUCACAGUGUCCUGAAUUUCUCGACCUUGAAAAAUCCAAACUCAAAUCCAAAGAAUCACUCUCAAGCGGAAGGCGCCUGAACACAGCUUCAGAAGACAACUUGACUUCACUUUUAAAACAAGACAGUGAUGUGACGUCAGAGCUUGACCCUCAGCAAAGAAAAACUUACCUUCAUCCCAUCCGGCAUCCAUCUCUGCCAGAGUCCUCCCUAAGCACUGUAGGGAUCUUGGGUCUCCAUAGGCAUGUUUCUGAUCCUGGUCUCCCAGGAAAGUAAUCCUUUUGUACUAUCUCCUCCACAUCCGAUGUAAGUGCUUUUAAUGGCUGUUUUCCUUUUUUGUAUUUAAAUCCUCUCUACUUGACUCAGGGGCUCACAAGGUACCAUUAUAUGCAAAAGUACUGUAUAUUUUUUCCUAAAUUGAAGCUUGUAAGGUAAUGUUGAGCAGUUAGGAUGUAAAUAUACAUAAGAGCUUUUUUGGUUCCAAAUGUUAAAACUGCCAGCAUCUCGAGGCACCUUGUUUUUUGAAUUUUAUUUUUCAAAUCAUGUGCAUGUUAGGGAACUCCAGUUUCUCUUGCAUGGAGACUCCUACUGACCGCUUUUACUGAUCCAGUGCUUCAUUAUGAAAAUGCCUUCCAAGCAAAUAACAAACCAAGGAAUAAAAGAGUUCAAGAGUACAACUCAGAUGAUCCUCAACUUACGGAAGGUCAGGGGGAUAAAGAGAAGUUAGUCGCUUUAGAGAGUGGACAUCCUUCUGUAUUGACAUUAGAGUUACUUACAUUCAAUUCCUUUGAUAAUAAAAAAAAAGAUGCAAGGUUUGAGUUAUACACAGCAGUCAGAAAGGGAACAAACUCCCAAAAUACCAAAAGAUAUAGUUUUUCCUCGAUACAUUUACAGGGACAGGUAUAUGAAAGGCAGACAGAGGUGGGUUUAGUAAACUUCAGGUCCCAUGGAUGACAACCCAUGUGAGGUUUCCACAGGAACCCAGGCCCUGGGUUCAUGUCCCUAGAAGACCUUCAUCAAGAGUUAUUCAUUUUGAUGAGAUGACAGCACAAAGCUGUCCCAAGCUUCCAAGGGUGAAGAAGUCAUGGGAAGCAGUUGCCUGCAGUCUCUGGCCCAGCGAGCAGUCUGGCAGGAAGGAGGAUCUAAACCUGCUUUUAGGCAGGCCAGAGGGAGAACAGAAAGAUCUUGUGGGAAUUUUGGCCCUGCUUUCGGACAGAUUGAGGAGGCCCAGUGCUCCCCCAAGCUUGUCUUCAGCUACACCAUCAUGAAUAGAGGAGAACGUUAGUGAGAGAAUAACACGGUCUCUCUAGUAAAUUCUGCAGUAGCUGCAUUCACUAACUACCUAAAAUAUUUAUAGUGCUACAUUUUUCCUGAGGGUUUAAAAGAAUGUGUGUUGGGCAUGGUCCUUAACAUGCCACUUACACAAAAUGACAUUCACAAUUUCUUCAGAUUUUUAUAUGUGAUAACAAUCAUGUAUUUGAUUAAACAGUAGACUCUCAUUUUUUUUUAAUGUGAAAUUUCAGAGUAUUUGUGUCAACAAAACUCUUUAAUUAAGAACAGGUUGCUUCCUUGCUUUAUUACGAUAGCUGUGGCACAUGGUGUUCAUUGACCCACCUAAAAUGAUUCUUGUUAAUUAAAAAUUAAGAGAAAAUCCGUUAUAUAUAAUUUAGGCAGAUUUUCUAAAUCAGAGGAAACAUAGUAGAAGCAUAUAUUCUAACAUUUUAGAAUGUUAGGUACUGGAGAUGGAUAUGUCAUUUGGACCAUAAAAUCAACAGAGAAAAAAAUAUAAUAUACAAUUCUGAUUGGCCAGACUCUAGUUAAAUAUUUUGAACUCAAUUAUAAUUUUAAAAAAUUUCAGACAUUGGCCUAUUGUUUCCUUUUCUUCUGGACAAACACUCAGAAAUCUUUUAAAGGCUUCUUAGGUUUUCUACUAAUUCUUCUGCUCCCAUAGACCUUUAGAUAGUAUUUUAUCUGUACAUUAUUAAAUAGAUGAAUUUUCCUUCACUUGGUCAAUGAACACUUUGACACUAACCUGUCAAUCCACUUCAAAGGCAAGCAGUUUUUUAAAUAUGUAUAAUAAUACUACUGUAUUUAAAAUGUGGUUAUAAAUUGACCUUAUAUUGUUCCAUAUAUAUUUUUAAGCAGUCACAGAAUUUGCUAGUCUGACCUGGAUGAGAAAGAAUUUAUACAUAGGGAAUGUUCUUAUUCUCACUUAAUUUAAGAGAAGUAAUCUUUUACAUACUUAUGGCAAAAGACAAGUCAAGUCAAAACUAUAGAAAAUUAGAAUGGGCUUCCCAGAUCGUUUGAUAUGGUACAGAUACAAAUGUAGGCUAAAGGCCACUUUCAACCAUUCAUUCAACAGACAUUUGAAUGAGGAGUCACAUACAAAGGAGCGGGUCCUAUAAGUAGUAAACAAUUUAGAUGUGGAUUUAGGGAUUGUAUUUUCAUAUAAGGGCACAUUUCUGCAGCUGCAACAAAUUUCCUAAAGGCUACUUUGCCUAAGUUCUGUGUAUUCAGAAUAAAUUCAUGAGAGCUUGCUCAUUUGUAAGGAGAGGGGAUUUGUCAGGUGAGGAAUAGCGGUCUAAUUGUUUGAUUAGUGAAUACUUCCACUGCAAUAUUGGGUAUGAUGUGCAUACAAUUCAGCCUGUUGAAAGCCUCAGUUUAUACUUCUUUGUAGAAACUGGGCAUGCAGGGAAGGGAAGAUGAUGGGUGGUAUACAAGCGUCUACCUGGUUUAAAUUGUAGCACAACACAAACCCAUUUCCUUCUUAAUUUUUCGACAUGUAGUAAAUUGUUUGCUGUUUAAAUUGUAAGUCUGGGGGGGGGGGUUGUGUAGGAAUAUAAACAGAUCUUUUUUUUGUUUUUCUAUAGAACAUUAGUUUUAAAAGUGCCCCAAGCAACAUAAAGAUAUACACAGUCAUAAAUGUCAGAUGAAAGAGUUUAACUGACUUAUGGGUAAUAAAAGCAAUUAACUUGAUUACAACAUACACCCUAAAAAUAGCUUUACAAUGGCAUUACCCUACCUAUCAUCUACAGCAAAAGCAAUCUGUCACCUCCACCUUGGAGUUUUGCCCAAGGCCAGGUCUAACUUUGCAGGAGGCAAACCUCAGCACAGUGAUUGCUUUCCUUGGAGGGAAUUAGAAGUAGCCAUGUAAUGCCUUUUGCUCUUAACCCAAAAUUAGUGUCUGGUCCCAUGUCGUUUAAAAAAAAUGCUAUCUUAAAGUUUAUUUGGAUGAGAUGUUCGCCUGCUGUUAUUAAUGGCAGGACGGAGAAUUGUCUCCAAGUCUCAUCAUUUUAUCCCAGAGGGGAGCCCCAUACUUUAAUUAGCUGAUGAGAAAACCAGGAAUAAAAAAAAAAAUAGAAGUGAUGUUUUUAAUAUAAUAGUCACUAAUUCGACAAACAGGGGAAUGCAGGGGGCCAAUUUGAGGCAGUGUAAAUUUCAAGUUUAUUCUAAUGGCCUGGUCGGUCAUGAGAUUUAAGUUUUAUAUUCUUGUUGUCAGGGAAGAGGCCAUACUGACAUUGGGAAGCAGGUGUAAUGUGUGCAUUUUAGAGCUCAAGACUGUGUGGGCUUGAACUUGUGCAAUGGCUCCAAAACACCUAGGAGAAAGCAUUUGUACCCAAAUGUGUUUUCAAAUCCUAACUUACACAUCAUAAAUAAGGAUAAAAUGUAUCACCUCUUUAGUCCAUACAAAAAAGUAAUACUAAGUAAUAUUGUUUUAUAGUCAGAAAAAAGCAAUUAAUUAGUCAGUUGUUAGAAAUGAACUAUAGCCAGGUAGUGGUGACAUAUGCCUUUAAUCUCAGCACUUGGGAGGCAGAGGCAGGCAGAUUUCUGCUUGCUCUAGGAGAGAGAG